Molecule: messenger RNA, 1709 nt
Organism: Pseudo-nitzschia multistriata
Lineage: Eukaryota; Bacillariophyta; Bacillariophyceae; Bacillariales; Bacillariaceae
Source: the annotation of a GenBank genome assembly
GGGGGGGGGGAUCCUUGGAACAUCGACUUCCACUGCCGCCGAAGCAGACGCAUCUGACCAACGGGUGAAUGGGCGAAUUCCUCCCGGUGCGAGUUUCGGUAUGUAUCAUAUGUAUCGUAUGUACCAUACGUACGGCACAUCCAAAAUCCAAACCAACGAGAAACGAAUGGCCCACAACCACCGCAAUUCCGCAUUGCAUUUAUUGCAUUGCAUUUAUUGCGCUGCAUUCCUUAACAAACACCCAGUCAAGGACCAAGGCAAGCAUGACCAAAGAAGGCAUCCCCCGCGACGGCGACGGCGACGACGACGACAACCAAGCCGCCGGUGUUCUCGGCGUUCUCGAUGGCCUCAGCGACGACGACGACGAGGCUUCCGACGACGGGUUCGAACCGGCCCCCACCCUCUUCGUCCUGAAGGGAGUCGACACGAGCCUGGACGAGAUCGUCCUGGAGGACUGCCUCACGCGGGUCCUCUCGGGCGGCUACGACAUGGGCAGCGACGAAACCGGGGACGCGGACGAGGACGCGGAGAACUUUCUUCCCUCCUUUGUGGUCACCCUCCUGGAAACCGACCACGGGGGAAUCGCCGGCGCCGUCCUCUUUUGCGUGGACCGGGCCCUCGUGCUCCACGGCGAACGCCACAACGACGACGACGACGCGGAAGGCGUCCUGGCGCGCAUCCGGGAGUACGCGGCGUCGGGGGAGGCGGGGAAGACCGACCCUUUGUGGCUCGUCGGGGAAUCCCCUUCCAUCGAGGUCCUGGGCGAGGAGGAAACGGCGCGGAGGAUGGCCGGGGAGGAGGCCGGGGCGGAAGAACCGGCGGAGUGAGCGAGCGAGCGCACGGAAAUGCAGCGCGUUUCGCCCCGGACCGUCGUGGCUCUAGCCUCCAUUGACCGGUGGCUAGGAGAGAAAACAACGACGACGGGAUCUCGAAAGACGAAAACUUCUUGGAACCGGUUUCGCAAGGCGUGCGGUCGCCAAUGGAUUCCGACGAUCGAUCGAGCAGCAAAUCAAGUAGACAACAACAAAAACUAUAGACAGAACUUGUUUGGAGACAUGCUACCAGGCACAAUUGGCAAUACCGUAACCAUCAACCAUCACUGAUUUCUUAAGGGUCAGCAGCGUGACAAAGUUUGAGGGUGUACGUACGUAUAUAGCUUCUAAAUUUGUUUUUCACGUACCAAAGACACGCUUUGAAGUUUAGAACUUCAUGUAGAACGUCUACUAGGUUCUACUGAGCUAGUUUUUGGAUGGCAUUCACGAUUGAAAGGCUGGAUUCAUGAUUGAAUCACCUCAAACCAUUUUGUUUUGUUUUGAGGGGAAUCAAUCCGGCUUGCGGCUCCUGCAGCACACACGGAUGCUGUAUCCAGCUCUGCUAUGGCAACUGCUGCCGUUGUUGUUGCCGCUGCUGCCCUGAGCAGGACAACCAUUUGUCAAAACUUGGACAAGCUUGGAGAGACAAAAUUUUUACUAUAUAUUCUAAUCAAUUCAUGUUCAGGAGCUAGAUCAGUACAUUGGCUAUGCUGCCCCGUCUGCCUGUUGAGGUGUAAAAGACAACAAAAGAAUAAACAAAAAAUGCUGUCCGGCCGCCCCUCGUGGCGUGAACGUGGCGUGAAACAAAACAAAAGAAACAACGAACAACCCUUGUUGCAUGUUUACAUGACAAAAGUAAGCUCCUCCUGCCAGUUGAAAUAAAUAAUUAUUUAGUUG